Messenger RNA from Chaetomium fimeti, 1924 nucleotides. RefSeq lists its product as uncharacterized. NCBI's taxonomy places the organism in Eukaryota, Fungi, Ascomycota, Sordariomycetes, Sordariales, Chaetomiaceae. Gene Ontology annotation, biological process: regulation of transcription by RNA polymerase II. Gene Ontology annotation, molecular function: DNA-binding transcription factor activity, RNA polymerase II-specific; protein dimerization activity; RNA polymerase II cis-regulatory region sequence-specific DNA binding. Bases 249 to 1808 code for a protein of 519 amino acids. The transcript has 2 exons. The record is from RefSeq and is a predicted model, not a curated record.
GCUCUCUCGUCACAUUCGUCACCUUCGUCCCAACCCCCGACGAGCGAUCCAUUUAGCGAUCCACCCGUUGUCUCUUCCCCAUUUUCAUAGAGAACAACCGACACUAGCCAAACGAAAUAUCUUGUCUUUAGGCUACCCAAUACGCCUCAAGACGAACACCACAUCUUCUUUACCCGUCAAGAAUUGACACCGCAGGCAGACGUUCUCUGCAGGCACCUUGGUUACCUUGUCAGAUCGAUCUCACGACAAUGACACAACACGGCUUCCCAGGCGGGAUUGACCCGAACGAUUUGGCCAUGCCGGGCAAUUACCCCGGGUCAUUCCAACAUAACUUCAACCACAACCCGUCAUCAAACAGCUACUCGACUGGUUCGGCGCUCUUUGGAGACGAGGAGCUCUUGGACGGGCUGAACAGCCCAACCGAGGCUCAAGCCGGAGUCCAGGAAUUUGGGGGGAUGAAUGAUAUGGGUGUCAGUUAUUCCCAUGGGGUUUACGGCUCCCACCACGGGCUACCGAUCAACCAACAGCCGAUGAACGGGUACUCGAGCACACCGGAUGGCGAUCCCAUCCAGAGCCCUUUUGCCCACAACUUUGCCUACCGACAAAUGGGGCACGCUCAGCCCUUCGGUGCACUCAAAUCGCCACUGUCAUACGCCGGCUCUCCUCUUGCGAACCCGGAAGUGAACGAGAGCAAUGACCCUAACUUUCUCAGUGCCCAGGCCCAGGCCCAGGCACAGGCCCGCAACCGCCUCGCAGGUGCAAUGCAACGAAAGCCCUCGUCGAACGCCAGAGGUUCGUUGACACCCAAGUCGGCAGCUCUGGCCGGGCUGCCGGUUAACGCCGAAGCCCCCUUUGGGGCUCAACCGAUCAGAACCACGGGCCCCCAUCACGAAAAGUCGCAUUCGGGCCAGUGGAUCCAGACGCCUAACAGCAUGUCAUCCUUCCCGGGUUCUGGGUUUUCAUCACCACUGCAACAAGGCAUGCCUAACAGCCAGAUUAACGAUCUCAUCCUGAAGGGUGGUGUUUCAAUGCCCGCAAAGCUCGGUGCACCCUCGGCUGCUGCAUCAACCCAGGAAGCCAGGCGGAAGCGCCGAAGAGAGUCCCACAAUAUGGUCGAGCGUCGCCGACGCGACAACAUCAACGAGCGUAUCCAGGAUCUCAGCAAGUUGGUACCGCCGCACCGGCUCGAAGACGAGAAGAUAAGGAAAGCCAUCCAAAACGGUACCCCGCUGUCGCCCACCCUUUCUGGGAUCAGCGGACCGUCGCAGGCAACAUCGGCUCUUGCGGGCCCCGGCGCGCGGCGCGCGGCAGGCGGGAGUACAGGGAACAUCACGACCGGCUUGCCUGUUGAUGACAAAGAUAAAGGCCCGAACAAGGGCGAUAUACUCAACGGCGCCGUCAGCUGGACAAGGGACCUGAUGUGGAUGUUGCACCUAAAGAUCCAGCAGCAAGAGGAGCUGAUCAAUGCUCUCUACGAACGUGGCGGCCAAUUGCCUUUCGAGAUUACCGACGACGAGAGGCGGAUGCAGACCGAGCUUCUAGAGUCAAUGGCCCGGAACGACGAUGGGAUUUCGUACUCGCGCACGGCUGGCUCCGGCCUUCGUGUGCCACACCAUACCGACUACAAGGGCGAGCCCCUUGGCGCCAACGGGAACGGAAUGGAUCACGGCUCGCUGAGCCCGGGAGACGACGGCCCGGGGGUGAGCCACGAAAUGCUCGACAAUGGCGAUUUCGUGGACUUCGACGAUGAUGGCAGCGGUGAGGUGUUCAAGGAGGAGGACGAAUUCGGCAUGGAUCUCACCGCCUAACGAGGAGCACAUGUCUCCGAACUGGCGUUUUCCCGUCUCUUUCCUGCCCCUUUCAGGAGGCUCGUUCACCCAGCUUUUCCUUUUGGUUCUUGAUCACGGCUCGGUUUUGAGGUUCG